UACCGGCACUGCUGAAACUUUGUGCUAUAAUCCAUCUCCAAUGCUGUUUCUACAGGACACAGCCACCACCCAAACUGCCUGUAGGCCCGAGCCACCAGUUUGCCGGAAACUACUACUACACCAGAGAUGGACGCAGAGAGUCAGUACCCGCCACAGUCAUUAUGUCCUCUCAGAAGGCUCUGACUGCUGGCAGUCAAGUUGCAGAAGCGCCAAAGCUCCCAGUGACCCCGGGGCCUGUAUACAAGGGACCACCACUCUCCACAGAUGAGCCGUACCUCUGAGCAUUAACCCCUUCAUCAUCAACCACCUAUUUUCUCCAUUCAAACCUGCUGUAGAGGCCUGACCGCUGCACGUGUUGGUUGUGUCGUGUACAAUAGACAAUGUGAAUAAAAUGUGUUCUAUUUAA
Messenger RNA from Plectropomus leopardus (leopard coralgrouper), 406 nucleotides. The record is from RefSeq and is a predicted model, not a curated record. Lineage: Eukaryota; Metazoa; Chordata; Actinopteri; Perciformes; Serranidae.